This is a messenger RNA of Rhea pennata, 1304 nucleotides long. It is a transcript of the gene C8H1orf21, whose product is annotated as chromosome 8 C1orf21 homolog. Bases 207 to 572 code for a protein of 121 amino acids. The transcript has 6 exons. The record is from RefSeq and is a predicted model, not a curated record. NCBI's taxonomy places the organism in Eukaryota, Metazoa, Chordata, Aves, Rheiformes, Rheidae.
CGCCCGCGCGCUUCGGCGGAGCCGCUCGCUGCGCCGCGCCGUCGCCGAGCCGCACCGCACCGCACCGCACCGCACCGCACCGCGGCCGCUGAGGUAAAAAGCGUCUCGACAGCCUGGCGGGAAGGUGGCUCCUUUGAGGGACGAUGAGCGCGGGGCUCUAGACAUGGUUUGCAGUUGGGCCCGGCUGGCGCUGUCUGAAUGAAGCUAUGGGCUGCGCGUCAGCCAAGCAUGUUUCUACUGUUCAAAACGAAGAGGAAACUCAGAAAGGCAAAAACUACCAGAACGGCGAUGUGUUUGGGGAUGAGUAUAGGAUCAAACCAGUGGAAGAGGUCAAAUACAUGAAAAAUGGGGGCGAAGAUGAUCAGAAAAUAGCAGCCAGGAACCAAGAGAACUUGGAAAAAAGCGGCAGCUCCAACGUAAGACUUAAAUCCAAUAAGGAGAUCCCGGGAUUAGUACAUCAACCCAGAGCAAACAUGCACAUCUCCGAAAGCCAACAGGAAUUCUUCAGGAUGCUCGACGAGAAAAUUGAAAAGGGUCGUGACUACUGUUCAGAAGAGGAGGACGUCACAUAGUGCCCGCUCUGCCAAGCGAAGCAGGAAUAUGACUGUGUAAAUAGACUACAACCCCGCCAAGACCUUUGGGAAGUCUUCUAGAGCGAACAGCACUACAUAACGCAAGAAGAUCAUUUCCACAUUAUAUGCUCCAUUCAGUUACAGUGUUUCUUACUGACCAGACGAGGAAUAUCGCUAAGAACUCGUAUGGGACCGUUUCUGUUGCUGCUAGUUAAAACUUGUCGCAACUUUCCACUUUUUUUCCGUGUCCAGAUAUGCAGCAAAUCCUUAAGGUUAAGCUGAAAGACGGUGUUGAUUUUGUUGAGGCUCCGGGCCGGUUUGCUAGCAGACGAGGUAGCGUUUACACCAAGCCUCGGCAAGCGCCCAGCGAAGGGGCCGAGGAGCACCCGUCGGCUGCGUGCCGGGCCACGGCCGGCCCGGGGCGCUUGGUCACGCUGGGGAUUUCGAGCUUUGGAGACGGGAGGUUUUGCCACAGCAGGCCUUGGCUCCCCGCUGGGAAGCAGCGGAGAAACUCGUAUCCAUUAAAAGCAUGUUAUCACUGAAAUACUGGAAGCGAUGCAGGAGCAGGGAUUUGUAUUUUAAAAGAGGAAAAAAGAGUUUUCAUUUACUAGGUAUCUUAAUCGAGGACUACGCUUGCAGUAUUGGCUUUGCUGAGCACGAACGGGAGUGUGACCGCAAUCAUUUUGAAUCUCUUUUUUUCUAAGAAAAUAAACAUUUUACUGUUUUUAUGUA